GUCACAUCCUGUCAACUUCCAGGAUUCAGAAGAAUUUUGUUACAGUUUAGCAUAUAGCAGUACCUUCACGCUUCUGUCAAGCUAGAUCGCUUUUAAAGUAUUAUUAUUAUUCCAUGUAUUUAUUUUUGCGUUUGUCAAAGGCGAAGACAUGAAUUAGCAUUCAGAAGUUCGCCUGCAAUUGGGGGGUGUUGAAGGUCAGUUUGAUCGGAUUGUUGUUGUUUGUAAAAACGACAUGAAUAGGACCUGGUUAAGCAGGGCCGUUGGGCUCAGUAUGUGUGCUUCGGUGAAGUAUAGUGCCAGGGGGCCUGCGCUAAUCCCACGGAUGAAGACCAAACACCGGAUCUACUAUAUAGCACUGUUCUCUGUGGUACUGCUGGGCCUCAUCGCCACUGGCAUGUUCCAGUUCUGGCCGCACUCCAUCGAGUCGACAGCGGACUGGAGCGUGGAGCGCCGCAGCGUGCAGGACUCUCCGCUGGUGCACCUGCCUGCCUCCAGCCCCAUCCCAGAGCGUGGGGACCUCAGCUGCCGCAUGCACACUUGCUUCGACGUGUAUCGCUGCGGCUACAACCCCAAGAACAGGAUCAAGGUAUAUAUCUACCCCCUGCACCGCUAUGUGGAUGAGCUGGGUGCUCCCAUCAGCAGCACUGGGCUCUCUCGGGAGUACAACGAGCUGCUGAGCGCCAUUUCCGACAGCGAGUUCUACACUGACGAUGUGAGCCGAGCCUGCCUCUUCAUCCCCUCCAUCGAUGUCCUGAACCAGAACUCACUACGCAUCCGCGAGACCGCCCAGGCACUGGCACAGCUGCACAGAUGGGACAGGGGGAUGAACCACUUGCUAUUUAAUAUGUUACCUGGAGGGCCCCCAGACUAUAACACUGCACUGGAUGUUCCCAGAGACAGAGCUCUGCUGGCUGGGGGAGGGUUCUCAACAUGGACCUAUCGGCAGGGCUAUGAUGUCAGCAUCCCUGUCUACAGCCCUCUAUCUGCCGAGGUGGAGCUACCAAAGAAGCAGCCUGGACCGCGGCCGUACUUGGUACUGUCCAGUCAGACUGCGGUUCACAUGGAGUACCGUGCCGAACUGGAGGCUCUGAAGGCUGAGAACGGGGAGGCUAUUCUGAUCUUGGACAAGUGCACCAACCUGUCUGAGGGGGUCUCCCCCACCAGGAAACGCUGCCACAGGGGUCAGGUCUACGACUAUCCCCAGACACUGCAGGAGUCUACCUUUUGCGUGGUUCUGCGCGGGGCUCGUCUCGGCCAGGCUGUGCUCAGUGAUGUGCUGCAGGCAGGCUGUAUCCCUGUUAUAAUCGCAGACUCGUACAUCUUGCCCUUCUCCGAAGUACUCGACUGGAAAAGGGCGUCCAUGGUGAUUCCUGAAGACAAGCUGUCUGAGAUGUACAGCAUUCUGAAGAGCAUCCCGCAGAGACAGGUGGAGGAGAUGCAGAGACAGGCACACUGGUUCUGGGAGGCCUACUUCAGCUCCAUGAAGGCGAUUGCCUUGGCAACGCUUCAGAUCAUUAAUGACCGCAUCUACCCCUAUGCUGCCCGGUCCUACGAGCAGUGGAACGACCCCUCUGUUGUGAAGUGGUCGAGUGUGAACAGCCCCUUGUUCCUACCCCUGAUCCCUCCUCGUUCCCCGGGCUUCACCGCUGUGGUGCUCACCUAUGACCGUGUCGAGAGUCUAUUCCGGGUCAUCACUGAGAUCUCCAAGGUACCCAGCCUGUCCAAGCUGCUGGUGGUGUGGAACAACCAGAAUAAGAGCCCCCCUGAGGAGUCUGUAUGGCCGAAGAUCGCAGUGCCCCUCAAAGUGGUGCGGACAACGGAGAACAAGCUGAGUAAUCGCUUCUUCCCCUAUGAUGAGAUUGAGACGGAGGCUGUGUUGGCCAUCGAUGACGACAUCAUAAUGCUGACCUCUGAUGAGCUGCAGUUUGGCUAUGAGGUGUGGCGGGAGUUUCCUGACAGACUGGUAGGGUAUCCGGGUCGGCUCCACCUCUGGGACCACGAGAUGAGCAAGUGGAAGUACGAGUCAGAAUGGACCAAUGAGGUCUCCAUGGUGCUGACUGGAGCAGCUUUUUACCACAAGUACUUUAACUACCUGUACACAUACAAGAUGCCUGGUGAUAUCAAGAACUGGGUGGAUGCCCACAUGAACUGCGAAGACAUUGCUAUGAACUUCCUCGUGGCCAACGUCACUGGCAAAGCACCUAUUAAGGUGACCCCUCGUAAGAAGUUCAAGUGCCCGGAGUGUACAGCUAUUGAUGGGCUGUCGCUGGAUCAGACUCACAUGGUAGAGAGGUCUGAAUGCAUCAACAAGUUUGCCUCUGUGUUCGGGAUGAUGCCUCUGAAAGUGGUGGAACAUCGUGCUGACCCUGUCCUGUACAAGGAUGACUUCCCAGAAAAACUCAAGAGCUUCCCUAACAUCGGCAGCCUCUAACAACACAGGAGAGCGAGCUUUUUCCGUACUGAGCACUGCGAAGCUCAACACACAAUCAUGUCAGAACCCCGAACCCAACUCAGACUUCCUGAAGGCGCUACAAAGGCAGCCUGUUGCUUUUUUUGUUUUUCAUUCAUGGAAAGGGAGGGUGUAAACCAUGCCCUCUUUUCAAAAACUAAGUCCCUAAUGUACUGAUGUAAUGAUAAACUGACCAAGACCAUUGUGUGCCCUCCAACUAGACAAGCUGCCAAGAAUUUAGAGGUGAAUUGGCUUACGAGCACUGGUGCUUAAAAUAAAAAAAAAAAAAAAAAAAAAAAAGUUUGAUUGUAAUAUUUCUGUCUUAUGAUGGGACUACAGUUCCACUUGUCCAAGCAAGGUGAUUAUGAGCUGGAGAACCCUGACAGAAAGAAUAAGCCAUAGCAUGGGGUGAUAACUGCAGAUGAGUAUUGACAUGCUGGCUAUCAAUAGUGGCCAGAUAGCAGCAGCUCUGACCUUUAAUGGGCUGGAUAUCAGCUUUUGUCAUACAGCACCCUAUCCAAUAGUGUAUAUUGUUCUUGCAUUUUUAUAUUUAUCAUAACCUUAUCAAAAUUCUCAUUAACACCUCCUAGCAAUUAACCUUUUUACUUCUGUAUUGUAAUCUGCUUAAUAUCUGCCCUUGAGCUGUAUGAUAAACACUAGGAAAAGUUUCUAACUUCUAUUUUAGCACCUGUCUCUCCCCUGUAGACGUCAUGCAUGUCAGGUUGUUGUUGCAUUUGGAAAAAGAGACACAGACAUAAAUUGUAGCUCUGUUCUAAACAGCAGCUGUAUUGUUUUAGCAUUAUGAGCUUGAAGAGAUGGGCCAUGCAUGUUGGUAAAGACUAGUUACAAAAUGGUCGGCAUAAUAAGCGCAUUGCGGAGGGUGACAAAGUUUACAGAAGAUUGCAGGCUGUGUUUGGUACUAAGUUUAUCCUGUGUGUGUUCCGAAGAGAAUUUCUUAUUCAUAUAUUGAAGGCCAACUCAUGAAAAUCAUCUAGCUGGCCAAGCGGAUUUCUCAGCUGUUGCAAUGCGCAAAGCGAAUCAGAACACUAGUUAGAUAGGCCAGUGAUGGGAUAAGGUAUUUAUAAAAGAUAGGAAAAUAAAUGAGCCAAUAUUCAAGGGGCAUUAAAAUGAGUGUAUAAAAUCCAAAAAGAUUGGAUGCUUUUUUGGGUGCUGUUUUCCAGUAUUUAGUCCCUGAAUGGGGAUAAUGUGAGUAACAGAGUUUUGGAAGAACUGUGAUAUUUGGACUAUAUUAUGUUUGCUGUUAUCUUUUUAUCAAGCAUAUACCAGGUGUGUCUGAGUAGCAAGUGAUGUGUCUUUUUGAAAACAGCAAGUGGAGCAUUUGGCUUUCCUGAAGAGGAUUCUAAUGAGAUGGGAAAACCAAACCAAAAACCAACCUACUUUUACAUUAGUAAAUGUCUACAUACAUAUUCAUGCUUGAGGUGGAAAAGAGAUCUGGAGAUACUGAUGGGUUGACAUUUCAAAUAUUCAGUCUGGUUUUUGUCCGUCAGGUUUUUGUAAGUCAACACCUUCUAUACAAUACAGUUAAUUUUCUUUUCUUUUAAUAUUUCAGUGCCUGUUGGAGUCUUCCAUGUUAAGUGUAACAGUAUGUUGUACUUACAGCCCAUUGUUUUCAAAUUGAAGGUGUAUAGACAGUGUAUUUUUAAUGUAUAGAAAAGGUGUUGGUAUUGUUCUAUAUUUGUUUUGGGUUUUUUAUUACAGUUUCCGACCAUGCAAAUAUUAAAUGAUGGUAGUCCAAGCUAA
This is a messenger RNA of Polyodon spathula (Mississippi paddlefish), 4210 nucleotides long. Its product is annotated as exostosin-2. Gene Ontology annotation, cellular component: membrane. Bases 233 to 2431 code for a protein of 732 amino acids. The transcript is spliced from 15 exons. Lineage: Eukaryota; Metazoa; Chordata; Actinopteri; Acipenseriformes; Polyodontidae. The record is from RefSeq and is a predicted model, not a curated record. Gene Ontology annotation, molecular function: glycosyltransferase activity.